Messenger RNA from Lodderomyces beijingensis, 846 nucleotides. NCBI's taxonomy places the organism in Eukaryota, Fungi, Ascomycota, Pichiomycetes, Serinales, Debaryomycetaceae. The record is from the annotation of a GenBank genome assembly.
AUGCCAGACUCCAACACAAGCACACCAAAUGAAACCUACCUUCAGAGCCGUCUAUCACCGGGCCAAUUCCAAGCCACGGUGGACUUUUAUGAAGCUGAUCGUCAAUUGACCACAGAAGACAGAUUGAAAAUCCAAAAGGAGCUUCAAUCCGUGCUAGUAUCGAACAAUUUCAUUGGGUACUCUGCUGGGAUGGUUGGAAUGCUUUCACCUACAAUUUACUACAGGUUCUUUAAGCGGCAAACUUCCAAUAAGGUUUCGUUUAUCCAAAAGCCAUUUUUAUCGUUCUUCAUUGGAUUGGCAAACAUGAUGAUUGUAAGCUCGAUUGUUCGACAGAGGGGGUUCAACGAUAAGUUGACUAGUGGCGAUUUGACUCCACGACAACAGGAAGUUUGGAGGCACAUGGAUUGGAAGAACAUGCCUGGUUUCUACUACUACUACUUGAAAUCUGCCCAGGAUCCGAGAUAUAAAUUGCAUGACCCACGCACUAUAAAGAUCGAUCCACGCACAAGAAGGCCUGUGGAGACAGAUGCCGACAGAUCUGGAGGCGCGGUUCAAUUUGAUCCGCUGGUGUACCGAGACAAGCAGUUUGAAACUCACCAGCAGGAAGAAUUUCAUCGUCCUAGCUUUACCCAGGGUGUCGAAGACCACCGGAAUCUAUCGCAUUGGGAUCAGAUUCGAUUAGCGAAUGGGUUUGAUGUUACCUUGGACCAGAAACAGCCAAAUGUGGCCCAAGAGAGUGCACGAGACUCCUUCACUGAUGGGCUAAAUGAGCCACCGGUUCAGGGUCAAAAUGAAUCCCCGAAUACGUCUCAGUCCUCCUGGGAGAAGUUAAGAAGCCAAAAAUGA